AUGGUUGGCAGUCCGCCAAAGCCUUUCACAGUCGUUUUCGACACAGGAAGCGGGCACUUGAUCUUACCGAGCUCGUAUUGCCACACUGCCACAUGCAAGGUGCAUCGCAGGUACAGGCGUAGCUCUUCCAGCACGGCGCGCGACAUCGACUGGGAUGGCCGUGUGGUCAAGGCUGGUGAAGCUCGAGACCAAAUUACCGUGUCUUUUGGCACUGGGGAAGUCACCGGAGUUUUCAUGGAGGAUGACCUGUGCUUUGGACAGCGUGGACCGGGCAUGGACAAGAGCAGCACCAACGUGCCAGUCGCAGGACAUGGUGGAGAAAACUGUGUGAGCAUGAGAUUCAUCGCCGCCACAGAUAUGUCUGCCGAUCCAUUCAAGGAUUUCGUUUUCGACGGGGUGCUUGGCCUGGGAUUGGAAAGCCUCUCUCAAACCUCUGCCUUCAACUUUCUGCAGGUGGCUGCUGGGCUUACGAGUGCGCGUGGAAGUGACUUCAGCAAAACGUUUGGCAUCUUCUUGGCAACUCAUAACGAAGAGACCAGCCAAAUCACGAUGGGCGGAUGGGCUGAAGAGCACUUGCAAGAAGAGGUGAGCUGGAGUCCAGUGCUGGAUCCGGAAUUGGGACACUGGCUUCUGAAGAUCCAGGCCAUUUGGAUAAACGAUGAGAAGUUGCCUUUCUGCGACGAAGACUGCAAGGCAGUGGUCGACUCCGGGACAUCGCUUCUGGCUGUUCCGACUCCCAUCUUUCCCGAGUUGUACGAAAGACUGAGGGCUCCCGCGUCUCUAUCCGGUGACUGCUCUUCGCAAAGCCCCAAGCUCAAGAUUCAGCUAGAUGGCUUCACCCUUACCUUAGAUGGAGAGGACUUCAGCCGGCUUGACCAGAAGGGACCGGCACGUCCACUUUCGUGGGGACAGUCGCAAACACCUGCAGAGGGCCCAACUCGGCGUGACAUGAUGUGCAAGCCUAUGCUGAUGGUGAUGGAUUUGCCAGAGCCUAUAGGACCCAAGCUCUUCAUCCUCGGCGAGCCUGUGCUCAAGAAGUUUUACACGGUUUACGAUGCGGAGAAGAAGCGUCAGGGAUCCCAGCAUGGAUUGACACAUUUGCAAGCACAUGAGAGCCCACAGGUGGAUUAA
Molecule: messenger RNA, 1131 nt
Organism: Symbiodinium pilosum
Lineage: Eukaryota; Dinophyceae; Suessiales; Symbiodiniaceae
Source: the annotation of a GenBank genome assembly